UGUGUGUGUGUGUGUGUGUGUGUCAGGAGGCAGGAAGAAGGAUCGUGAUAAGGACAACAGACCAGAGAUCUCCUCUCCGUCAGACUUUGAACACACCAUCCAUGUGGGCUUUGACUCCGUCACAGGAGAGUUCACAGGCAUGCCGGAGCAGUGGUCCAAACUGCUCCAGACGUCUAACAUCAGUAAAUCGGAGCAGAAGCAGAAUCCUCAGGCUGUUCUGGACAUUCUCAAGUUCUACGACUCCUCCACCGCAAAACAGAAAUACCUNCGACCUCUACUGUCGACCGAUGCCGAUGAUGAUGCCACACACACACAAACAUACACACACUCACAUACACAGAACCACACAGAACCACACAGACAUCUAAGCUGUGUUAAGGAGUGUGUAUAUUCAUUAUAG
Molecule: messenger RNA, 400 nt
Organism: Salvelinus sp. IW2-2015
Lineage: Eukaryota; Metazoa; Chordata; Actinopteri; Salmoniformes; Salmonidae
Source: RefSeq, a predicted model, not a curated record